Cariama cristata (Red-legged seriema) is the source of this 2784-nucleotide messenger RNA. It is a transcript of the gene NAA25, whose product is annotated as N(alpha)-acetyltransferase 25, NatB auxiliary subunit. Gene Ontology annotation, cellular component: NatB complex; cytoplasm. NCBI's taxonomy places the organism in Eukaryota, Metazoa, Chordata, Aves, Cariamiformes, Cariamidae. Gene Ontology annotation, molecular function: protein binding; protein-N-terminal amino-acid acetyltransferase activity. Gene Ontology annotation, biological process: N-terminal peptidyl-methionine acetylation. Bases 22 to 2784 code for a protein of 920 amino acids. The transcript has 22 exons. The record is from RefSeq and is a predicted model, not a curated record.
CUUGACAAUGGCAAUAAUAAAAUGGCAAUCCAGCAAGCGGAUAAACUGCUCAAAAAACACAAGGAUCUUCACUGUGCAAAGGUUCUAAAGGCAAUUGGCUUGCAGAGAACUGGCAAGCAAGAUGAAGCGUAUGCUCUGGCACAAGAAGUAGCAGCACUUGAACCCACGGAUGAUAAUUCCUUGCAAGCACUAACUAUUCUUUACCGGGAAAUGCAUAGACCGGAACUGGUAACUAAACUUUAUGAGGCAGCUGUAAAGAAGGUUCCCAACAGUGAAGAGUAUCACUCUCAUCUCUUCAUGGCCUAUGCCAGGGUUGGAGAAUACAAAAAGAUGCAACAGGCUGGAAUGGCACUUUAUAAGAUUGUACCCAAAAAUCCUUACUAUUUUUGGUCUGUGAUGAGCCUGAUUAUGCAGUCUAUUUCAGCACAGGAUGAAAACCUCUCAAAGACGAUGUUUUUGCCACUAGCUGAGAGAAUGGUGGAGAAAAUGGUGAAAGAGGAUAAGAUUGAAGCUGAGGCUGAAGUCGAACUGUACUACAUGAUUCUGGAACGUUUGGAGAAGUAUAAGGAAGCCUUAGAUGUUGUGAGAGGAAAACUAGGAGAGAAGCUGACAAGUGAGCUCCAAAGCCGCGAGAACAAGUGUAUGGCAAUGUACAAGAAGCUGUGUAGGUGGCCAGAGUGCAAUGCGCUGUCGAGGAGGCUGCUGCUGAAAAACUCAGAUGAUUGGCAGUUUUAUAUAACUUACUUUGAUUCAAUGUUUCAACUCAUUGAUGAAUCCUGGACACCUCCACCAGAAGAAGAGCACUCUUUGGAAGGAGAAGUACACUAUUCUAUAGAGCAAGCUGUGAAAUUUAUAGAAGAGAGGAUAACAGAAGAAUCUAAGAGCUCUCGGCCGCUUCGGGGACCAUAUUUAGCUAAACUGGAGCUGAUCAGACGUUUGCGAUACAGAGGUUGUAAUGAUGAAUAUAAACUAGGUGAUCCAGAAGAACUAAUGUUCCAAUACUUCAAAAAAUUUGGGGACAAACCCUGCUGUUUUACUGAUCUCAAAGUAUUUGUGGAUCUCCUCCCAUCCAGCCAAUACACAAAGUUCAUCAGUCAAUUGCUGGAAGUAAUUCCUCUGUCGGCACCAGCAGAGAGUGAAAUCGCGCUGCCAGCUGAUAUCAAAGCUCUGCAACAACAUCUGUGUGUGGUGCAGCUCUCAAGAUUGCUCGGUAUCUAUCACACCAUGGAUAAGAAGCAAAAGCUGACUGUGGUCCGGGAGUUGAUGUUAAGAUACCACCAUGGAUUGGAGUUUGGGAAAUCUUGUUUGAAAACUGAAUUGCAGUUUUCAGAUUAUUACUGCCUGCUUGCGGUUCACCUGCUGCUCGAUUUGUGGCUAGAAGGUGAAGAGACGGCUGUGUGGCAGUGCCUAACUGUCUUAGAAGAAGGGUUAUCUCAUAGUCCUUCUAAUGCUCAGUUUAAAUUGCUGCUCAUUCGAAUCUACUGCAGGCUUGGUGCAUUCGAACCCGUUGCAGAGCUCUAUUCCAGCCUUGAUGCAAAACACAUACAGCAUGACACCAUCGGCUAUCUUCUGACGCGCUAUGCGGAGUCACUGGGCCAUUACGCUGCUGCAUCCCAAUCCUGCAAUUUUGCACUCAGGUUUUUCCACUCCAACCAGAAAGAUACCUCAGAAUAUAUCAUUCAAGCCUACAAGUACGGUGCGUUUGAGAAGAUCCCGGAAUUCAUUGCUUUUAGAAACAGGCUGAACUCUUCCCUUCACUUUGCGCAAGUUCGCACAGAACGGAUGUUAUUAGACCUCUUACUUGAAGCAAAUAUAUCAACCAGUUUAGAAGAAAGUAUAAAGUCCAUGAGUCUGAGCCCAGAGGACGAUGACAUUCCGUGGAAAGAUUUGCGUGACAACAGAGACCUAACGGUCUUGUUUAGCUGGGAUCCAAAAGACAGGGACAUUUCUGAAGAACAUAGGAAACUCUCACUGGAGGAAGAAACCAUGUGGUUGCGAAUCCGGUCUUUAACUUUAAGGCUAGUAAGCGGACUCCCAACUCUUAGUCACGCUAUUCAACCAAAGAACUCUGAAAAGACUGCAGAGAACGGCGUCUCAUCCAAGAUUGAUACAAUUCGAUCCCUGCUUCAGCAGCUAGAAGCAGCAGUGGAUUCAGGGAAGAAGUUUCUAGAACAAAAAAUUCAGUAUCCUGUCCUUGGCCCUCCUCCUACCCGAAUGGCUGGCUUCUUCAGUAAUGGCAGCUGUCAAUGCCAGACUAGCUUGUUUUAUCUUGUUAGUGAUAUUUAUGAACUAGAUACCAAUGGCUUAGAAGAUUCAGCAGAAAUCCAGGAGAGGAUAGGGAAUAGUUUGAAGUCUUUAGUAGAACGACUGACAGACUUGUUCAAUAAAUGUAAAGGUGACUUAAUUGAAGUCAGAGACGGCACCUUGAAAACUCAUCCAAACCUGUUAGAAAACCUAGUCUUCUUUGUUGAGACGAUCUCCAUUGCCCUGUGGGUAUCAAGUUACUGUGACAGUGUCCUCCGACCUUUUAAAUCCAACCUGCAAAAAAAGAAGAAGAAAAAAAAAGAAAGCAGUGUAGCUAUGCCACCUGUAUUUACACAUUUUAUGGAUUAUGUCACUGAACUACAGACGUUAACUUCUAAUGUAAUAGAUCACAUCAAAGGGCUUGAAAUAAUUCUGACUGCACUAAAACUUGAAGAGGUGUCCCUCAAGGACACCCUGCUCUUACAGGUAAGAACUUGUGGUGUUAUUUGUGUGCUCUAUACAUUUGAGUGUGACCAGUAA